Symbiodinium sp. CCMP2592 is the source of this 6075-nucleotide messenger RNA. The record is from the annotation of a GenBank genome assembly. NCBI's taxonomy places the organism in Eukaryota, Dinophyceae, Suessiales, Symbiodiniaceae.
AUGGCUGCAAGAGCCAAUGCGGAACGGCAGGCCUUGGAAGGCCUUGCUUCCGAGUGGGAGGCAUGCUCGGCUUCCAGACGUCGUUUGUUGCUGGACGGCUACUUGUUAAAGUGGCCCAAGGCCGAACUUACUGGUGUCCCAUCAUAUGCGAGUGCUGCGCUAAACUAUGAAAGUUUGGAACCCCUGUUCCGUUUGUGGGCGGCGAACAUGCCACUUCCAAAGUCGCCGAGGGAUGCCAAUGCCCCAGCUGCUGAAGCUGAUGACGAUGAUUACGAGAACUUGGCAGAUGACCAGGACCCUGAACCCGAGGAGAAUGAAGACGUUGUAGCUUACAUGCACGGACGACUGGACGAUGCAGAUGAGGACGAUGAGCCGUCGACAGAUGCUGUCUUAGCGCUUUCGAAUGAGGCUGAGGGUUCUAGUGCAGAGCCACCUACAGUGGAGGUCCCGGGACACAUAAGCAAUGCAAGGGCUGAGAAUGAGGAUUCCAGUGCAAAGCCACUUACAGUGGAGGUCUCCGGACACAUAGGCAAUGCGAGGGCUGAGAAUGAGGAUUCCAGGGCAACACAAGCCACACGGGUCUCGGGGCACACGUCUGGCAACAGUGCUGUCCUGGCAUCGACGGCUGAAGCAUCUGCGGAACCUGAGUUGAUUCUGUGUUCGGAUGAGGAGAACGAGGCCCCUAAACGUCCUGUUCCCACGCCGCUUCGAGCUAGGGCUUUCAUGGCUAUGUCAAAAGCCGAACGCCUCAACGAUCUCAAGCAGCGACUGUUGCAGUUGAUCCUUGGCAUGUAUAUGCAAUUGAAGCAGACGAAGGAGGAUCGAGUCGCAAAGACGACCUUCCGCCGCGAUGGUCCCGUCCGUGGUGACCCUAGUCGUGUGGAGACACAAACGUACGACAUCGAAGCCGUUGCCGAGCGCUGGCAGAACGCCGGCAGCGUGGAUGGAGAGUUGGUGGACCUGGGAACCGAAGCAGCUGCGGCGGCUGCUGAAGUCUUGACAAAGGAAAAACAGGAUGCCAUGAUGGAAGCAACCAAAGCCAACGAGGAUGCAAAGCCAGGUCACGGGCGGGGAGGUCGUGGAAGGGGGGGCAGAGGAAGGGGUGGACGAGGACGUGGAAAGACCCCCUUAACUGCUGAUGAUGAGGAGGAGGCGGAGCCCGAGCCGACCGAAGCCAAGCCAUCCAAGAGGACCAAGAAUGCAAAGAAGCAUGCGUCGGAGCCAGCCGAGCCAACCGAAGCCCAGCCAACCAAGAGGACCAAGAGGACCAAGGAUGCAAAGGAGAGCGCACCGCCUACCGAGCCAACCGAAGCCAAGCCCGCCAAGAGGACCAAGGAUGCAGAGGAGAGCGCAUCGCCUACCGAGCCAACCGAAGCCAAGCCCGCCAAGAGGACCAAGGAUGCAGAGGAGAGCGCAUCGCCGGCCGAGCCGAAGGAAGCCAAGCCCGCCAAGAGGACCAAGCAUGCAGAGGAGAGCGCAUCGCCGGCCGAGCCGAAGGAAGCCAAGCCCGCCAAGAGGACCAAGGAUGCAAACGGGAGCGCAUCGCCGACCGAGCCAACGGAAGCCAAGCCCGCCAAGAGGACCAAGGAUGCAAAGGAGAGCGCGCCGCCUACCGAGCCAACCGAGGCCCACGCACCCAAGCCGAGGAGAGGCCGGCCACCCAAGGCCGGCGGGACCAAGGAUGCAGAGCCCCCCAAGCCCAAGAGGAGCACACCAGCGAAGGAUGCUGCUGAGCAAACCGAAGCCCCAAAGGCCAAGAGGACCAGAACCAAUGUUGCAAAGGAGAAUGCUGAGGCUGCCGAAAAGGAGGCCAAUGCAUCAAGCAGUGCCAACUCCGAUAAGAAAGCCCAGCAGGCCCGCCGCAAAGCUAUCCGAGAUGGCCUGGACAUGCCUGUGUAUUCGUUUGUGGAUAUCGACUUCUACUGGAGUCGCAACGGCAUGGGUGUGAAACUUCGCAACUGUGCGAAUGUGGAGGAACAGGGAAAGCAAGUUCUCUACUUGGGCUACAAAGGUGUUGCCGAGCACACUGCGAUGAUCACGAUGUGGAAGUUUGCAAGACCAGCUGAUCUCGUUGAAAAGGCAAAGGGCCACCUGACGCCAGCACUCGUGGAGAAGCUGGCAACGAUUAAGGAGGACUUUGCAAACAGACUGGCUCUGCUGCUGCAGCUCGCCGUGGCCGUCGGUGCCACAUGGGUGGUGGAGCAGCCUCGAGGAAGCUUGCUCUUCGAGCAUGACCGACUUUCAGAGUUGGUGGAAAGUUGGAUGGGGACGUACACAUUCCAUUUUGCCCGCAAAGUGAUCCAGACUAUGCCUUCGUUGACCGACCCCAACACCAAAUCUACAAUUGCCGGCCUGAACAUCAUGGAGGAGUUCGGGAGCAUGCCGCUGGGUGACCUCUGGCACGAUGCAAAGUUAGUCACGUUCGAGGAUUGGCUGGCCUCGCAACCGGCUGCUUGUUGCUGUGGCAAGGAUGCGCAGAUAAGGAGUCUUCAGCAGGAGAUUGAAAAUCUACGUGCCCUUGCCCAAGACCUGCAUAUCCGAUUGAAAGUGGCAUCCCUUCCUGCAGUGCCUUCCAAUGAGCUCACAGUGAAGAAGCCCGGUAUGUCCCGAAAACAAAACCGCGACCCUUGGCACUGGCUUACUCUGCUGCCUGAGACGGUUACAGGUUUGCCUAGAAUGCUGGAUGACAUCAUACCAUCUCUUCGAAGCACGUCCUUCGCCAACAGCCGUGUGGUCUUCGACCUAUGUGGGGCUACUGUACCCUCUGCUAUCCUGGACCACUGCGAGAUCUCCAUAAACUCCGUAUUUGGCAAAUACCCUGCCAUAUACAAGAUAGGCAUAACUCGCAACCCAGUCGAACGUUGGCAGAUCGGAUAUGUCAAAGACACCACCCAAGCCUGGUCAGAAAUGAAGGUCCUGGUAGCUCUGAGGGAUCCAGUCGCUGUGGGAUUCGUAGAAGCCGCCCUUAUCCGCCGUUACCAGGGCAGUCCGGGUAAUAUGAACAUCAGAAGGGGAGGGGCUCGUCUGAUCAUGUCGGAGGCCCCACCUGAGACGAGACACCUUGUGUCGAAGUCUUUCAGCACGGCCACUUUGCAGGAAGCGCUUUCCUUGGUGGACCAGCAGCAGGUCAAGGACGAGCAGAUUGAUGCUGAUAUCAAGGCCCUCGAGGCUGAAAUCGAGCGCGAGGAGCUCAAUGCGAAGCGUGGCACGAGGUGCACGCCGGUGGCUGGGGCCACUCCUUCACCUCAGCCCACACUUAAGAAGCACAGGGCACAGAUGGACUCCGGGGACCUGGAUUGUGUGCUGUUGGAGAAUGAUGAUGUGCUGCUCACAGCACUAAAGGAUCAGCUCGGCAGCCCCUCCCCAGGCCCAGAAACCAAGCAGAUGAUGAACCCUAUCCUAGAGGAUGGAUAUGACAUGGAUGUCUCGCCUGCAAAGCUCUUCCUGAGUCCUUACAAGCCCGAGACUCCGACUCCGUCGAAGACAACCUCGAAGACUCCAUCGAAGACUCCUGGUCCCUCGAAGACUCCCUCGAAGACUCCUGGUCCCUCGAAGACUCCCUAUGAUCCCGUGGCAGAUGCCGAAACCCAGCCUGGAAUCACCCCAAAGCGGCACAUCCACUUCAUGGACACCAUGGUGACGUCUCCUUGCCCACCGACCGAGAUGGUUGCAUCGCCGCCGGUUGCAGUGGAUCCUGGGAUGGCUUCAAGUGCUACAGGCCUUCCGAAGCCUUCGGGAACUUCCAUGGUUCACUCACAAGAGACCCCGGGGAUCCUUUCCCUCCAGCAGAAGUUCGAGGCCUUAGGGUUACAGCUCGAUUCGGAGGAGGGUGCAGUGGUGAAAGCUGCAGGGCAGAUGGCAGAGGGCAAUGGCAGCACCGGUGGUUCAAGUGAGACUUCCAAAGAUGCUGAGAUUGCCCAGCUGAAGCAAAUGCUGUUCAUGAUGAAUGCCAAGCUUCAUGCUGAUCAUGGCCCCAAGGCUCAGAUUCAGCGUGAAGCUGAGAAGGAAGCGGCACGUGAAGCUGCACGUGAAGCUGCUCGUGAAGCUGCACGUGAAGCUAUGCAGUCUGCCGCUGAGGGGCAGAUGGCUGCCAACGGAGCAGCCAAGGCCGAGCAGGAGGACCAGGUCGCCCUGCCAGCAGCGAGGCAACGAUUGAGGAGGCUUUGUGCCCCUCGUGCUAACGGCACGUAUGCUGUUCCGAAAGAGGUGGUUGACAAAUACGUGGCUGGUGGCAACGAGCGCGAGGGCCUUCUCAAGUUGCUGGUCAAACACAACUUCCAAAAGGAGAGCUUCAUCAAGGAGGUUGUUGUGCUGACCCAGAAAGAGAAGGCCGUAUCGUUGGAGAUUACCGGGGAUUACUAUACGGAGCAAGAGAUGAAGGACAUGAAUGCUGACACCUACAACAAGAAAAAGCCGAUGAAGUAUUGGAUGGAAACCAAAUGCUCGGCUAGCAUGCGGCAGUCGCAACUUGUUAGGGAGUCCGAGACGGUAUCCUUCGAGCAAGAGGUCGGUGGCGAAGGCAACGAAGUGGAGCUGGGCAAAGAUGUCACCUUCGAUCUUUCGGGCUUCGAUGCCACCAUGGGUGACAAAAAGGAUCUUGCCAACACCUACAAGAAUGCUAUCCAGGUUCGGUCCACCAAGAUCGCCGAGGCUUUGGGCCGUUUGGAAGCCACCCCUGUUUCCGAGCGCAAUAACAACAUCAAUUCGAAGCAGACGAAGGAGGAUCGAGUCGCAAAGACGACCUUCCGCCGCGAUGGUCCCGUCCGUGGUGACCCUAGUCGUGUGGAGACACAAACGUACGACAUCGAAGCCGUUGCCGAGCGCUGGCAGAACGCCGGCAGCGUGGAUGGAGAGUUGGUGGACCUGGAAACCGAAGCAGCUGUGGCUUCGGAAGCGGCGGCUGCUGAAGUCUUGACAAAGGAAAAACAGGAUGCCAUGAUGGAAGCAACCAAAGCCAACGAGGAUGCAAAGCCAGGUCACGGGCGGGGAGGUCGUGGAAGGGGGGGCAGAGGAAGGGGUGGACGAGGACGUGGAAAGACCCCCUUAACUGCUGAUGAUGAGGAGGAGGCGGAGCCCGAGCCGACCGAAGCCAAGCCAUCCAAGAGGACCAAGAAUGCAAAGAAGCAUGCGUCGGAGCCAGCCGAGCCAACCGAAGCCCAGCCAACCAAGAGGACCAAGAGGACCAAGGAUGCAAAGGAGAGCGCACCGCCUACCGAGCCAACCGAAGCCAAGCCCGCCAAGAGGACCAAGGAUGCAGAGGAGAGCGCAUCGCCUACCGAGCCAACCGAAGCCAAGCCCGCCAAGAGGACCAAGGAUGCAGAGGAGAGCGCAUCGCCGGCCGAGCCGAAGGAAGCCAAGCCCGCCAAGAGGACCAAGCAUGCAGAGGAGAGCGCAUCGCCGGCCGAGCCGAAGGAAGCCAAGCCCGCCAAGAGGACCAAGGAUGCAAACGGGAGCGCAUCGCCGACCGAGCCAACGGAAGCCAAGCCCGCCAAGAGGACCAAGGAUGCAAAGGAGAGCGCGCCGCCUACCGAGCCAACCGAGGCCCACGCACCCAAGCCGAGGAGAGGCCGGCCACCCAAGGCCGGCGGGACCAAGGAUGCAGAGCCCCCCAAGCCCAAGAGGAGCACACCAGCGAAGGAUGCUGCUGAGCAAACCGAAGCCCCAAAGGCCAAGAGGACCAGAACCAAUGUUGCAAAGGAGAAUGCUGAGGCUGCCGAAAAGGAGGCCAAUGCAUCAAGCAGUGCCAACUCCGAUAAGAAAGCCCAGCAGGCCCGCCGCAAAGCUAUCCGAGAUGGCCUGGACAUGCCUGUGUAUUCGUUUGUGGAUAUCGACUUCUACUGGAGUCGCAACGGCAUGGGUGUGAAACUUCGCAACUGUGCGAAUGUGGAGGAACAGGGAAAGCAAGUUCUCUACUUGGGCUACAAAGGUGUUGCCGAGCACACUGCGAUGAUCACGAUGUGGAAGUUUGCAAGACCAGCUGAUCUCGUUGAAAAGGCGAAGGGCCACCUGACGCCAGCACUCGUGGAGAAGCUGGCAACGAUUAAGGAGGACUUUGCAAACAGGUCCGAGGUCUAG